CCUUUUAAAACUCGUUUGAGUUAGAACGGUUUUGUUCAGCAUGGUUCAGCGAAUACUUGGAUUUUCGUUUUAUAUAUGUGUGCAAUCUAUAGAACUACAUAUAGCAUUGAUGAUAAUAUAUUUGAGAAGAAAUUGACAGCAACAAGCAUAACCUUACUUUUAGUUCGAUAAAAGUUCAAAAUAAAUAUGGAAUUCGAAGACGAAGAAAGAAAUAAAAUAAGAGAAAGCAUUUCUAAUUUAAGCUUCGAACAGUUAUUAAAGUUAAAAGAACAAAUCGGUUCAAAAACUUUUAACAAAACUGUAUUUAAUGAGACGACCACCAAGAAAAAUAAAAAUCUUAAACGGGCAAAUAAAAACAGACCCAGGGAACUUAGCUCGAAAAUCAGACCACAAAGGUUAAAACAGGAAUUAAAAUCAGAGUCAAACAGUAGUGUUAUAUUGAAAAAACCUAUUCCUCGCGAUCCCAGAUUUGAUCCUUUGUGCGGGCAAUUUGAAAAAGAAACCUUUAAAGCUAAUUAUGGUUUUGUAAAUGAUAUUCGAUUAGAUGAAACACGACAAUUAGAAGAGGAACUUGAAAAUUGUGUUGAUCCCAAUAGAAAAAAGAUCAUUAAAAGUUUGUUGCAACGAAUGAAAAAUCAAAUUAGGGAAAAUGAAAGAACUGAUAAAGAAGAAUUGAAGAAAAAACAGAACAGUACUGAAAUAAGAGAACAAUUAAGGAGAGGAGAAAAACCUAAAUUCAAAAAGAGAUCUGUUCAAAAAUUAGAAAAUUUGAUCGAGAAGUAUGAAGAACUGAAAAAGUCUAACAAAGUUCACAAACAUAUUGAGAAAAGGUCAAAAAAAUUGGCAGGCAAGGAAAAAAAGAAAAGGGACUAAUAGAUGUAUUAUAGUAGUAUACUUUUUAUAUCACUAUAGGCUGUUGUUUUUAAUUACAUUAAUAUAUCUGAUUCUUUUGUUUUAUACAUAUAUGUUUAUGCCUUUUCAUCAAGGCUUAGGUUUGUUUGUUUUUAAAAAAAGUCCUGACAAACCUCUGUAAGAGAAGCGAGUUUUAUUUCUUUUAUAUUUAUCUUGCUUUGGUUUAUUUGGGUCUUCUGUUAUAGACGAAUUGUAAUUGGCUGGAUGACAUAUAUUUCCAUGCCAAAAAAUCUGAUCGUUUUCUUUUUGUCAUUUUUUAUUUGUUUGAAAUAAUAACAGACAAAUACAACGCCCUUUUGCUUGAUUAUAAUUAAUUAUAAUGCAUUAUAAAUUAUUGAUGUUUACUAUUUAGAAAAACAGCUAGAGUUUUAUAAACAAAAAUACAGAUAAUUGAAUCAAACCUGAGAUAAAUAAAAGUUGACUACCAUUUUUUGUGAUAGUGUAUAUGCUAAGUUACAUAACUUUAAACUGCUUUUUAGUCUCUAAACAAUAUUUAAAAAACAAAGGUUUCAAUUUCCAAAAAAUUACUAAAAUUGAUCAGGGUACAACGAAAAAUCUACUAGGUUCGAUAGUGAAUUUAAGGAAAUAAAUUAGGCAUUCCAAACAAAUGAAUUGCCAGUGGGAAGUUUUGACAUAUCUAAGGGUUGCGACGUACGAUGUAUUCUAUCUACUAUACGUAAAAUUAUGAAUAAUGGAUUACAUUUAAAUAUUUUAUGCCAAACACAAUAAAAAUAAUAUUUAAAAAACCCGCUUAUACAUUUCUUCAUAAAUUAGCAGGCUUGGCGAUUACAAUUUCGAAUAAAAAUAGCGUCCAAGAUGCAAGACUAUGUCGCUACCCCCUUAGAUAUACAAGAAUUUCCCACUGGCACCUAUUGUUUGACAGGUCGUUGGAAUGCCUAAUUGUCAAUUACAGAAGUGACUUACAAGCAAUACAUAUAACUUCUUCAAAUUUGCAUUGCGUCAAAUGUGCCAAACAGCCUGCACCCUUUGAUAACUUGCUAUUACGUGGUAGUUAAAAUUUCCAUUAUGGUUCUCCCCAGAGUUAAAGCAGCUGACAAUAUUGAAAAAACAAGCUGACAAAAAAUUUAAAAGUUCAGAAUUACAAAGCGAUUAUGUUAACUAUAUUAAAUUACGUUCUGAUUGUAAAACUUUAUCAAAAAGGUGCUAUCAACCGUCUUCUUUAACAGACCAUAGAAACAUAAAACAGUUUUGGAAUUUUGUUAAAAGCGGAAUGGGAAUGAUUUACCACCAUUGCUAUUUUUUAAUGAUAGUCAAUGUCAUUUGGGACCAGAUUUACCUGAUCUUUUUGCAGAAUACUUCCAGUCAGUAUAUACUGAUAAGAAUAUUGAUCUCCAAAGUAAACCGUUCAUUUAAUCACAUUUCAUAUCUGAAUAUCUUAUUCAUAUAUCAACCAUUUAUGAAGAGAUGGCUAGUAUAGACAUUACCAAGGGACCAGGACCUGAUGGUAUCCCCCUUCUGUUACACCUAUUUUCAAGUCUGGUAACAGAUCAAACAUAUCCAACUAUAGACCCAUCUGCAAUCUUAGUUCCAUUCCAAAGUUGUUUAGCUGAUUACUUAAAAUCAUCUAAAUUAAGUUUAUCAAUAAUAGAAGAACAAUUUGGGUUUCUUAACAAAAAUCUACAGAACUGAAUUUACUUGCUUUUGUUGACUAUCUGUCGGACGUCUUGGAUGGAGGAGGUGAGGUGCAUGCCAUAAACACAUACUUUUCCAAGGCGUUCGACAGGGUCAAUCACAAACUUUUGUUAAAUAAACUGGAGAUUGCUGGGAUCAUGGGAACAUUAUUGCAAUGGCUGGCGAGU
Messenger RNA from Psylliodes chrysocephalus, 2732 nucleotides. The record is from the annotation of a GenBank genome assembly. Lineage: Eukaryota; Metazoa; Arthropoda; Insecta; Coleoptera; Chrysomelidae.